AUGGAGCUCAGGACUUCCUUCACUCGCAACCACCUCUACCUCAUGUGCUUGGAUGACGAUUCUCUCCAUUUCUUCGAAUCUUUCAUGGGGAUCCACUGCAUUCCUCUCAGCGGACUCAACAUUUCAUCGCACGAGCAAAUCUGGGUAUUACGGGUCCGAGUGGUAUCUUGCUUGGCGGAAGCAGGUCAUGAUGUCAUCAUGUCAGAUGCAGAUGCCCUGUGGCUGGCGGACCCCAUGAAAGACUUCUCGCUCCCUGGCGUUAUCGACAGCAGUAUCGUUGCAUCCAGAGGAAAAAAACCUAAAGAAGUUGGUAAGGUGUGGGGGGCAACGAUGUGCAUGGGUUUCAUUUUGUUUCGAGCGACUGCGAACCGCACUGCCAUGGGGAAAUUCGUCACCGUCAUGAACGCCCUGGUGUUCGAAUCGGAGGACGACCAGAUCGCGGUGUGUAUGGAGCGUUUUUGGUACCCAUUGCCAUGA
Ectocarpus siliculosus is the source of this 477-nucleotide messenger RNA. The record is from the annotation of a GenBank genome assembly. NCBI's taxonomy places the organism in Eukaryota, Phaeophyceae, Ectocarpales, Ectocarpaceae.